GGGCGGGGGGGAAAAAGGGGAAGUUGAGGAGGAUGUCGGGGUGGACACGUUCCGUGAUGUUAAACGUGUUUAUGUGCAGUUGAAGAGGGUUUGAACGAAAAAUAAUUCCCCCUGAAUGUGAGCUGGAGAAGAACUGACUGACGUGUGUAUGUAAAUAUCCGGAUAAAACUCAAGCGAACGACUCAGAGCCUGAACCGACACAGGAGCUCCAUCAUUUUAAAGGCGUUUUCGCUGCUGCUCUAGGCAAGGAAAUGUCAUUUUAUAUCAACUAAACUUGCUAGAAAUAUACAAACAAACGAUAUCGGCGUGUUUUAACAGACACAGCCUAUUGUUUCGGUGUUGUGAACAUCAGGAGUCAGUGUAGCAUAGUGGCUACACAACUAGCUAGCAUGACAAACAAUAAAACAAGUCGAACAUAUACGGGUUUAAGUUAAAAGAAAGGAACAAAACUAGUUCUUGGUGAGGCUUAUUAUGAGUAGUAGCACAUGAUAGCAUCCUUGCUAAAUGCUACCUGGUUGCCUCAUUAGGAGGUUGAUCCAUGGCAUCCUUCAUGAUGUUAGGUAGACUCAAAUAAAUAAAUAAAAUACAAUUAAUAUGGGUUAUAUAAUAAUGUAUCAGCUUUACUGAGCUUCUUAGGCGGAAAUGAAGGCUGGAAAAAAACAUUAACUAAUAUUUUACACACACUUAACCUAAGCCUUGACAUUUCUUUGAGGAGUUAAAGCUCAUAAACAUGCCGAACACCGGCGUCAGCGCGAUGUUUUUGUCCCGACCCGAGGAAGGAAAUGUAGCCGGACACCUGAUGUCCGGAGCCGCGCCAGGGCCGCAGCUGCCCUCCAACUCCUCUCCCGCGGACACGGACAUGAAGGGAUGCGCUAACGGAGACCUGAUGGACAGCUUCGGGAUCUUCCUGCAGGGCCUGCUGGGGGUGGUGGCCUUCAGCACCCUCAUGUUGAAACGCUUCAGAGAACCCAAGCACGAAAGAAGACCCUGGAGGAUCUGGUUUCUUGACACUUCCAAACAGGCCAUUGGGAUGCUCUUCAUUCACUUUGCCAAUGUGUACCUGUCGGACCUUACAGAGGAGGACCCGUGUUCGCUAUACCUCAUAAACUUUCUUUUGGAUGCUACACUGGGUAUGUUGGUGAUUUACGGUGGCGUGAAGGCCGUCAGUGCUGUGGUCGAGUGGAGGCAGUGGGACUCGCUGCGCUUCGGAGAGUAUGGGGAGCCAGUACAGUGCACUGCCUGGGCAGGCCAGUGUGCGCUAUACAUCCUAAUUAUGAUGUUUGAGAAGGUUUUCAUCAUCCUGGUGCUUCUAAUCCCUCAAUGGAAGAAGCUGGCUAUGCUGAACCCCAUCACAAACCCACAGCUGGAGCUGGCUCUCGUUAUGCUAAUCGUGCCGUUCUUCGUCAACGCACUGAUGUUCUGGGUCGUCGAUAACUUCCUGAUGAAGAAAGGCAGGACAAAAGCCAAGCUGGAGGAGAGAGACGUCGGGGACGAUUCACGAGGUAGCAGCAAGGUGCGCUACAGACGAGCGCUCUCUCACGACGACUCCGAAUCAGAGAUCCUGUUCUCGGCGGAUGACGAAAUGGAGGAUUCGGAAGGCGACGAGGACCUGCGCAGGCUCACCACCGGUCUCAAAACGGUUAAGAAAAAAAAACAUCGACUGGGCAUUCCUCCAGGAGAGAUGAAGAAGAAGCGUCCGCCUGUGAAAGUGGAGGACUUGAAAGGGGCCCGCAGUAAGCUGGGCCUGAAGGGAGAAGUGAAGAGUAAAACAUAUGAAGUCAUGGUGGAGUGUGAACGUAUGGGCAAGACAGCUCCAUCAGUGUUUAGUGGAUUGCGCACCGGAACAGAGACUGCACUGGACAAACCCAAAGCUCCAUCAGGGAGUGUCUUCAGCAAGUGAGGAGAUCAGAUCAGGAAACCAUCUGCAUUAAAGGGAAAGAUGGCUGACAGCCCACUGUGGGCCAGUACUUUAAGAACCAUUUUUAAGAAAGGCUGGUGUAUAGUUCUAUGAUGAUUGAACUGGAAUUUGGAAUUACACAUUUGAUCUUAUUUCCAAAUGUUGAAUUAAUUUUUGUAUAAUUUGUACAAUAUUUGGUUGAUUCUUUUGUUCCCAUUUCAAGUCUUAUGUUUUAUACAUUAAAACGUUCUAAUAACAACUUUCCUCCA
Messenger RNA from Ictalurus furcatus (blue catfish), 2166 nucleotides. RefSeq names its product store-operated calcium entry regulator STIMATE. The transcript is spliced from 10 exons. The record is from RefSeq and is a predicted model, not a curated record. The coding region runs from base 731 to 1900 and encodes 389 amino acids. Gene Ontology annotation, biological process: chondrocyte proliferation; activation of store-operated calcium channel activity; chondrocyte differentiation. Gene Ontology annotation, molecular function: calcium channel regulator activity. Gene Ontology annotation, cellular component: cortical endoplasmic reticulum; nucleus; membrane. Lineage: Eukaryota; Metazoa; Chordata; Actinopteri; Siluriformes; Ictaluridae.